Messenger RNA from Eucalyptus grandis, 1446 nucleotides. RefSeq lists its product as uncharacterized. The record is from RefSeq and is a predicted model, not a curated record. The transcript is spliced from 5 exons. NCBI's taxonomy places the organism in Eukaryota, Viridiplantae, Streptophyta, Magnoliopsida, Myrtales, Myrtaceae. Bases 129 to 995 code for a protein of 288 amino acids.
AAAGUUCGCAAAUUUUUUAUCUUUUUGUUGUCGGGGGGAUAAUUGAUGGAGCUCUCCUGAAGAGAAUAGGAGCAUUUCCCAAGCGAGAAAAUCCCAAUUUGGCGAGCCAGAACGAAGCAGAGAGGAAGAUGAUGCUGCGGUGCGGAAACGUGCCCCCGCUCGUCGCCUGUCGGCCUUCGUCGAGACCCGUGUGUUUCGCUUCCGCCCGCGCCACUGACACGGAGCAACUGCGCUCUCAGCUCGAUCAGCUCCACGCGGAGGCAGAAACCACCCGGACCAAAGCAAAUAAUGCGAGAUUGCGGCUAUUGCGGUUAUCCGAGGCUGCAGAGAAGUUUCGGCGACAGGCAUCCAUCAAUGUCCAAACAGGGAAGGAAAAUGAUGCAAGGGAACUGCUGUUUCAGAAGAAGAAAAUAAUGCAGGCUCUGGAGAAGUCAAAUAGCCGGAUUCGGUUGCUGGACGAACUCUCGGCUAAGCUAAAUGAGGCAAUAUCUAUUAAAGAGUCUCAGCUUAUCGGAAAUGUGGCUGCAGAUCUUGAAGUUGGCAGUAAUAAUAUGUCCAAUCCAGUUCAUAUAGUGUCCCCAAAGCAGGACAUUUUGGAAGUUGUACACAAGAAAGAAAGUUUUGAUCCUGACAUUUCAGAAAAGGGUGAAAGGAUAGACUUGGAUGCUUCUCUAAGGCCUGUAGGAAAUCUAGCUUUUGACAAUAAUGCAGACCAUAUCGAGGAACCUAUCAGUGCCAGCGCAAAUAUUGAGAAUCACGUGGUCGAUAGGUCGAAUAGAAUUUCUUCCUUCAAUGAUUUUCUGGAGGGGAUUGAUGAGCAACUAAAGAAGAUUGAAGAAGAACUCAUGACCAUCUCAAGGGUCUCAUCUAUCAUAUUAGAUAUCAAGGAGAAUCGAAAAAAUAUUAGGAUGCAACAAUUAAUUGAACUUAUUGAGAGCGUCAGGGACAUCAGAGAGAGGAUCUCAGGUAUGAUACAGAAGGUGGAGACUACAUAGUUUGCAAAAUAUUGUGUUUGGUUAUCUUCUAGCUGGUGCACUUGAUGUAUAAAGGUCACCCAACCUUCAGUUCCCUGCACUCUGGUUAUAAAGAGCAAGGGAUUGCUUUCGAGGAAAAUUUGCCAUGUCGAUUGUUAAUCAAUGUGGGGUUCAGUCACUUUCCAUGAGAUCAGCAAGCAUGAUUUUGCUGCAGUUGCUGUUGUCUAUAAUGCCAAAUUGGUUGCAGAUCGGAUCGGAACAAUGUCCUUUUCAGCUAUUUUAUCCAUCUCUUUAAGCUUGUACAUGACGUACUCAGCUUUGCUGCAGGGAUCAUAGUCUAGAUUAGAAUUUCUUCCUUUCUUGGAGCUGUUUUAUUUGGUGCUAUAAAAACUCAGAAGAAAGUGAGGAAUGUAUUUCAACAGAGUGUAUCGUAUGAAAAUAGUCCCAAUUUCGAAGACAAGCUUCAAAAUAA